Molecule: messenger RNA, 2955 nt
Organism: Cucurbita moschata (crookneck pumpkin)
Lineage: Eukaryota; Viridiplantae; Streptophyta; Magnoliopsida; Cucurbitales; Cucurbitaceae
Product: putative pumilio homolog 8, chloroplastic
Exons: 6
Coding region: 301-2466 (721 amino acids)
Biological process (GO): post-transcriptional regulation of gene expression
Cellular component (GO): cytoplasm
Molecular function (GO): mRNA binding
Source: RefSeq, a predicted model, not a curated record
UCUCUCUCUCUCUAUUUCUGUUUCUAUUUCUAUAUCUCCAUCUUCUUCUUCGUCUUCUUCUUCACGCCGCCUCUCUUUCUCACCUUACCUACACCGCUCUGCCACUCUUCUUUUGCAUUGUUCUUUGUUGUAUCAUAAACCCAAUUCCCCACAUUCUCUUCUUCUCACUCAAACGUACUGUUCUUCAUUCAUUUUCUUGUAUAUUGUCGUUUCUUCCAUUGAUUCCUCGUUUUUCUCACGCGGGCGUCGUUUUCUUUUCAUAUCAUCAACUGGGUCAUUUAAGGCUUACAAAAUAGAAAAAUGGGCAGUAAACUGAAGCUUGAACUUGAGAAGCUUUUCAGUGAGGAUCUGAUAGUUGCUUGUGACAAUGAACAUGCUGAAGAAUCUGUUCAUAAAGGAAUGUCUUCAAUGGUUUCAGAUUCUUGUAAUGGGUUGUCCUUGGAUGAACUCCACAAAAAUGGGAGUUUGGAGAAUGGAAAGGUCUCGAUCGGUCAAUUUGGAGACCGAUCGUUGACAUCUGCAGUCGAGAAACUAAGUUUGGGCGGGGAGGGGACAGGGAAGACUUGGAUGAAUCACCCCAAUUUGAUGGAUGAUCAAUUUGAAAGCUAUUUGAAUAAACAAUCACUCAAAACUGAACCAUCAAUGGUGAGUGAUCCCCCUUUGAGACCUUCACAUUGUGUGAACAAUGGCUAUUAUGAGAUUCGUAUGCCGGGUCUUCCCCCUCAGAUCUCGGUCGAAGCGAGACCUGUUUCUGAUGUCCACAAGAAUGGGGAGGCGGGUCACGUUCCGCCAUUGAAGACUCCUUCUGCUAUGCCAUUCACUCAUCAUGAACAAAUGUUGCACAGUGGGUUAUCCCCAAUUCAUUUUAUGCGCCCACAACAAAUGAAUCAUGGUGAAAUAGGUUCAAAUUGUACAAAAGAACAGCAGCUCCUAAGCUGCAGGAUGCAAGGACAGCACCAAUACCUGUAUGAUCUUCAUAAUCAGCAACGGGAAUAUUCGAAUCUACUUGAAUCUUGUGGUAAACCAUUUGGGUCGUUGCGGUUUCGGAGUCCGAAUCAGGAAUGUUUUAUUGAGGUUCCAUUUUCUCCCUAUCUUGGGCAGUUUAAACAUGAAGGAUUCUGCAAUAGGACUGCACAUUAUGCGGGUUCGGGCGUACCAAAUCUUGUAUUUACAAAACCGAACGUAGAUACGUUAGAUUCCCAGGAAAAGAGUUUCAAUCAAUGUUCUCUUAGGAAGGUCCCCAUGAGGACACAUGGACCGAUCGGAGUUGAUUGUAUGAAGGCUCCAAUCGGAGUUGAUGCUGAGAAACUUAAGUAUUAUAUCAGCAAUGGAUUUGGUUGUCCAAGUUGUAUUGUUAGGCAGAAUGGUUUACCUUCAACAACUAAAGAUUGCAUCUGUCAUGACAACUUAAGGGCAUCUUCUACGUUAUCGAGUUACGAAAAUCAUCCGAUAGAGAUACCGCCUUCAAAAUGUAACUCUCUUGACGAAGCCACGGGUAAAAUAUAUCUCAUGGCUAAAGAUCAACAUGGUUGUCGCUUCUUACAACGGAUGUUCACUGAGGGUACUAAAGAAGAUAUCGAGAUGAUUUUCGGUGAGAUCAUUCAUCAUGUUUCUGAGCUCAUGAUAGACCCUUUUGGAAACUAUUUGAUACAGAAACUCCUUGGAGUUUGUGACGAGGAUCAACGCCUUCAAAUUCUUUAUAAGAUUAACCGACCCGGUGAACUGAUUCGAAUCUCGUGUAAUAUGCAUGGGACUCGUGCCGUUCAGAAGCUCAUCGAGACUCUCAAAACGCCGGAGCAGUUUUCCAUGGUUGUCUCUUUAUUGAAGACUGGUAUAGUGAUACUCAUGAAGAAUGUUAAUGGUAACCAUGUAGCACAGCAUUGCCUGCAGUAUUUGAUGCCUGAUUAUAUUGGUUUUCUUUUUGAUGCUGCAAUAAAAUCUUGUGUCGAGGUUGCAACCGAUCGCCACGGUUGUUGCGUGCUUCAAAAGUGCCUUUCUGUUUCUGAUGCUCGAUACCGAGACCGUUUGCUAAGCGAGGUCGUACGUAAUGCUUUGGUCCUUUCCCAAGAUCAGUACGGGAACUAUGUCGUGCAAUUCUCCCUCGAGCUUGGGCGCUGUCCUACGAGCAUUCCUUGGGUGACGCCUGGUAUCUUCAAACGACUAGAGGGCCAUUUUGCAGACUUGUCUAUCCAGAAAUAUAGCAGUAAUGUUGUUGAAAAAUGUGCUUAUACUGGAGAAGAUUAUCUCUUUAAGAUUAUCGACGAGUUGAUCAACGACGAACGAUUCAGUCAAAUUAUGCUGAACCCAUAUGGAAACUAUGCAGUUCAAGCUGUUCUUGCUCGUUCUUGGAAUUUCAAAAGUCCUGUUCAUGCUAAACUUGUGGCUGCUAUCAGACCGCACGUCCCGUUGCUCAGGACGAACAUGUAUGGGAAGAAAGUCCUCGCCGUGCUAACAAAAGCGAGCUAAGCGGCUGCUGCUAUCAUCGACGAAGAUCGCCUGCCUUCUAACCUGCAUUUCUUGUUGUUUGUUAAAAGGACAUGACUAGUUUUGUCUUUCUCUUUUAUCUUUUGUUUGUCAAGGGAGCUUAGGCCAUUAACCAUGGCUGCAACUGUGCAACAUGGUUCGUCUCCAUAUCUCGAAAGAAAACCAAUCGGAGUUGAAGACGAUCAUCCAUCUCAAUCCGUUCCAACAAAUGGUAACAUGUCUGUAUUUUCCUUUGUAGAUUCGCUGUUGUACUGGCGACCGAGAUGACGAUGGUAAGCUUCGGCUCUUUUCGGGGGUAAUGUAUAGACCGCAAAAUAUGAUUGAAAUCAUCGGGUCUGUGGAGGAGGAGUCAUCUGCUACUACUCGUCUUUGUUCGAGAGCGUUUUUUGCUUUCUAGUUCAAUAAAUGUGUAGUUGGAGAAUUGAACCAUCAAUCUUUAUCUACUUAACUAGCUCGAUUGAGUUGAUUAGA